AUGACAAAUCCUGGAAAGAAGGUGUUGCUGACCUCUAAUGGCGAUGAAAUUUCGCUCAAUAUUGCGCGUCAUUUAGCUCAGCGCGGUUGCCGGUUGGUGUUAAUGGGGAAUGAGGGGCAAUUGAGGAGUGAAGCUGAGAAGUUAAAGAAAUCUCUAGACUGCGGCCUAACGCUUGAGGUGGUGGAUUUAGAUAUGGAAGAGGAUAGAGAGGCGGUUUUUGAUGAAGCGGUGGAAAAAGCCUGGAGGAUUUUGGGGAAUUUGGAUGCUUUGAUCAACUGUUAUUUCUACGAAGGGAAAAUUGUAAAUCCUCUGUGUUUAGUUGAAGACGAGUUCAAAAAGAUUGUUAAAAUCAAUUUCAUGGGGGCAUGGUAUCUUUUGAAAGCUGUUGGUCGAAGAAUGCAAGAUCAGACAUCUGGGGGAUCCAUUGUAUUUUUAACCUCAAUACUUGGUGCUGAAAGAGGGAUAUUUCCAGGAGCUGCAGCAUAUGGUUCAUGUUUGGCUGGAGUACAGCAGCUAGUAAGGACGGCUGCAUUGGAGAUAGGAAAGUAUCAGAUAAGGGUUAAUGCAAUUGCUCGUGGUUUGCAUCUUAACGAUGAGUUUCCUGUGUCAGUGGGGAAGGAGAGGGCAGAGAAAAUGGUCGAGGAAGCAGCACCAUUGCAUCGAUGGCUUGAUGUUGAAAAAGAUCUGGCAUCGACUGUCAUUUACUUAAUCAGCAACAGCUCACGAUAUCUGACAGGGACUACCAUAUAUGUUGAUGGUGCACAAUCUCUGGUGAGGCCUCGAAUGCGAUCAUACAUGUGA
Fraxinus pennsylvanica is the source of this 801-nucleotide messenger RNA. The record is from the annotation of a GenBank genome assembly. Lineage: Eukaryota; Viridiplantae; Streptophyta; Magnoliopsida; Lamiales; Oleaceae.